AUGGAUUGUGAGGGCUCACUGGAUUACAAGGCUCUCUACUUCGAAGCCAAGGCAGAACUGGACAGAGAGAGGGAAAGAACCAGGAAAGCAGAGGAACGCGCUGAUAUGUGCUUGAAAAUGGCUAGUGGAGCACAAGAAAGAGAAAAAGAAACACAAGAAGAACUGCAUGAAGCACGGGAGAAAAUACAUGAAGCACGACAGAAAAUGCAUGGAGAAGAAGUCAAGAAGCACGAGAUAGAAAUUAUGCAAGGAAAAAUAGUGAAUGAGCAACAGCUGAAAGAAGAUGGAGGACAUCAAGAGUCUGAUGAAUCACAGAAAAAGGAAAUGGAGGAACAGACUAAGAGGAUUCCUGAGUGCAAUGUUGGGGUAAUGGGAAUCAAGCCCGAGACUUGUGACAUGAAUGGUCAUCGCCUCACCCCUCAAAUACUGUCUCAUACCUCUUCAACGCCUCAGUAA
Molecule: messenger RNA, 456 nt
Organism: Aspergillus neoniger CBS 115656
Lineage: Eukaryota; Fungi; Ascomycota; Eurotiomycetes; Eurotiales; Aspergillaceae
Exons: 5
Coding region: 1-456 (151 amino acids)
Source: RefSeq, a predicted model, not a curated record